Messenger RNA from Brassica rapa (field mustard), 3568 nucleotides. RefSeq names its product E3 ubiquitin-protein ligase PUB24. The record is from RefSeq and is a predicted model, not a curated record. Gene Ontology annotation, biological process: protein ubiquitination. NCBI's taxonomy places the organism in Eukaryota, Viridiplantae, Streptophyta, Magnoliopsida, Brassicales, Brassicaceae. Gene Ontology annotation, molecular function: ubiquitin protein ligase activity.
AGAAAAAUGACAUUGAGUUGUUUAUAAGACAUGAUCUUAACCCUAAAAAGGGCUGGACAUAAAAUCCAUAAACGAAAUCUGAACCGAACUCGAACCGAAAACUAUGAUAUGUAUCCAGUCUAAAAUGUAACAAAGUCUGAAUGAAUCUUGUAUGGUGUUAUAAACUAUAUCCGAACUCGAACGGAUAAUCCGAGAAACCAAAAAAUCCUAUAAAAUAUCUAAAAAUGAUCUGAAUGUUAAUAUACACUCUAAAUAUUUGAAACAUAAAUACAUACUUCAAUAUUGAAUUUCAUACUUAUUUCGAUAUGAUAUUUAAAAUUUGAAUAAGUACCUUAAAUACUUAGUUCUAUAUAAAUAAGUGUAUAUUUCUUAUGUUUUGUUUUUAAAUUUUAGAUUUUACUUUGGAUAUAUUCGAACCAAUAUAAUCUAAAUUCUAACAAUAUAUGGUUACUUUAUGGGUUUUAGCUAAAAUGUGAUACAAAAACGAUCUGAAACUGAUCUAAUCCAUACUUACAAAUUUAUUAGUUUGGUACCUACGACGUAUUACAAAAUAGAACUGAAAUUCAAAGAGAAUCUACUCAAACACCCAGGCUUAACGUUAACUAUGUUCUCGGUCGUCUGCUCAUAAUAGCCCAAAUGGUCUCCAACUCUCCACUUGGUUGCCUACUGGUGGGUUUAAAAAUCUCCCAAGGUGGGCCAGUGAAAGACUCUCAAGUCUCCGUAUCUGUCGUAUAUUUAGACAGAAAUGCAUUUUCAGAAUGUUCUACUUGUGUACCUCAUUAUACAAAUCAAUCGGAUAUAAUAUUAAUGGACACGAGCUUAAUGCACAUAAUUUAUUUUGUCAUGAGCCUUUAUGUGGCACGAUUCGAUUUGUCUGUCGCCCACUUGAUUUCCUGAUAUGACGUUUAAUUUGUAGAUCUUAUUAUAUCGCAGCCAAUCUUAUAUAUUCUCAAUUUUUCCACCACCAUCUUAGAACACACUUAUUGCAAGGAUGAAGAUAAGUAUUUCAAACAAACAAUUAUGUUAUAACAAAUAAUAAUAUCCCUAAAUAUAAAGUGGGUAUCUCAAAUCUGAAAACAUUAUUAUUUUUUAUUUAUAUUAAGGUUUGAGAAUCCCACUAAGAACCUUGCAACAUGGUGUUCCUAUACAAACGUAAACUUUGCAGUAUUUGCAAUCGGUAUGCUCAAUUUAAGUAUAUAAAAGCCAUGUUCUAAAAAGCGGUCCAGGCAGCGAUUAGAUACUAACUAAAUUUUAUAAAACUGUAGCGGUUACUUUUUAUGCUUACGAAAAUAAAUAAUAUAAAAUGUAUCAUUUAUAGACAAUAAUAUUUAAUAAAAACAUUGUAUUUUUUAAUAUAUAGUUAUAAUUUAUAAAUGUCUAAAUCGUCUAACUAAUAAUAUAAAUUUCCGUUUAAUCAUUCUAGGUAUUUGGCGUGGGAUCACUGCCCGUUUGCGCCUAGCGCUGAACAUUGUAUAAAUAAUAUCCUAUAUAAAGUAUCUAAAAAGUGGAAUUCUAUGUCUUAGAAAAAUCACAAGUCUUAUUAUAUAUUCCUAUUCGUAAAGGUUGACCUCCUACUAACACACAUAAAAUUUCCGUGAAUUCUAAUAGAUUUUUCUUUUUCUUCCUGUUGAAACUAUAGUUUUCUUUUUGCCGACCAACCUAGUCAAAACAAAAACAAAAACUAUCUUAUAGACUCCCACGUAGUAGUUAUCUAUAUUUCAUAGAACAUUGUAGAAAUAUAAACAUGUUACUAACCCUAAACAAAUAAAACUAGGGAGAGAGCUUUUAUGAAAACUUAUAGUUUAAAGUUUAAACAAUUACAUGCAUGAUUAAUGAUUUCAUUGGCAUUAAGAAACAUACACGUGUCUCUGUCUGAUAGUCUUAAAAACAUAUGUUAGUGGAAUUCAAAGCGAAGACCAUUCAGACAAAGUCUGUCCUCAAGUAAACGCAGCCGCCAUCUCUUACCAUCAACCAUUUGUUAUAUACUAUCAUUUAAUUAUACACACACGACUUUAUUACAAAACCAUAUUAUACGUUUUUGCUUUUUUUUUUCAUCAAAUGGAUCAUGAAGAGGAGGAGAUCGAGAUCCCUAACUACUUUAUCUGCCCAAUCUCACUAGAAAUUAUGAAAGAUCCAGUCACGACCGUUUCUGGCAUCACUUACGACCGUCAAAGCAUCGUUCAGUGGCUAGAGAAGGUCCCAUCUUGUCCCGUGACGAAGCAGCCUCUUCCUCUAGACUCCGAUCUUACGCCUAACCAUAUGCUUCGCCGUCUCAUCCAACACUGGUGCGUCGAGAAUGCAACGCGCGGUGUUGUUAGAAUCCCUACUCCUAGAGCUCCUCCAGGGAAGCCUAACAUCAUCGAGGAGAUCAAGAAUCUCAAAAAGUUUGGACAAGAAGCCUUAGGAAAAGAAGACACGUUAAAGAAGCUUGAAGUGUUAGCUAUGGAGGGAGAGAGAAACAGGAGACUGAUGUGUGAAGGAGGUGUACAUAAGUCUUUGAUCUUGUUCAUAGUCAAGUAUGCUCGUGAAGAAGAAGAGGAGGAGGGGCAACAUCAUAUCAAAGGGAAGCUAGAUGAGUCUCUACGUCUUCUUCACUUGAUCGGUGUUCCGUUAAAUGAAGCAAGAACAAUCUUGAUCGAAAAUGAACGGAUCUUGGAAUCGUUGACUAUGGUCUUAAACCAAAAAGAUUUCAUGAACAAGGCUUAUACUAUUGUCCUCUUGAGGAACCUAACUGAAAACACAUCCUCUCAUAUCGUCGAGAGAUUGAGUGCUGAGAUAUUCAAAGGCAUCAUAGGGUUUCUCAAGGACGUUGUAAGUCGUUCCAAUCGCGUAAACCCUAGCGUGUGCGCUACGGUACAACCAUCAAACUCUAGAGUGAGAAACAAGGCACCAUCGAAACUAGAUCAUAGCGUGGUUAUUAAACAAGCUGUGAUCGCUGCGCUGAUGAUUCUUCUAGAGACCUCUUCUUGGAGCAGGAACAGAACCAUCCUUGUGGAUCUCGGAGCGGUUUCCAAACUCAUUGAACUUGAAAUAAGCUCAACUGGCGAGAAGAGAACCACUGAACUUGUGCUGGGAAUCUUGUCUCGUUUAUGUUGUUGUGCAAAUGGUAGAGCUGAGUUUCUCGCUCAUAGAGGAGGGAUAGCGAUUGUGACAAAACGGUUGUUGAGGGUUUCGGCUGCAGCAGACGAUAGAGCUAUCUCUAUACUAAGCUCAGUGUCCAAAUAUUCGCCGGAAAGCGAAGUGGUGGAAGAGAUGGCUAGCGUAAGUACAGUAAAGAAGCUUUGCGCUGUCCUAAGUAUAGACUGUAGCUUAAGCUUGAAGGAGAAAGCGAAAGAGAUACUUAGAAAUCAUAUUGAUGAGUGGAAGAAGUUUCCAUGCAUUGAUGUAGCUCUAAUUUCUAAGCUUUUAAGCUCUUCACCCAAAGAUCUACUCACCGAGUAUUACUCACGAGUUGGUGUUUAGCACUUUUGCGUUAUGUACUCCAAUCAAGUAAAUUGCUCUCCAAGAUGAUGUAUGUAGCAAGAGAUAACAUCACCAAAUGAAUUUUAUGCAGUGAUUCUUGAUCUAA